AUGAAUGAGAGCAUAAGACUGGAUCAAUUUUAUGACGCUUUCAUAAAAAAUUUCACAAGUGUUGCUUUGGGUAUAAUUAUUAAUUACAUCAACGGAACGUUAGUUUUUACUUUUCUUAACCAUGUAGACUUCUAUAGUGAUCCAAGAUACAUUCUUUACAUUCACCUGGUGAUUAAUGACAUGUUAAUGUUGUCCCUUGCAGUAGGAACACAGGUUGCUGGCUACAUUUCGCCUUAUUUCAAAGUAUCUGUCUGUUGCAUGUUGUUACUACUUAUUAGCACAACAACUAAGAACACCCCACUAAACCUUGCUGGUAUGGCUAUAGAGCGCUACAUUGCCAUAUGCAAACCACUGCAUCACCCUCAGAUCUGCACCGUACGCAGGACUUACAUUCUUAUCGGCUUUAUUUGGGGGAUUUCACUGGUUCCAGCACUGAGCGAUAUUUUCAUUGUCAUGAUAGCUAAGCCACUGAACAUUUUCUCCCGUACCAUUCUUUGUCACAUGUCAAGUAUUUACAACACAAUGCAGCACACAAUGCAAGCCACCGUAGUUCAGGUUAUGUACUUAUCCUUUGUGUGGGUCACACUGAUUUUCACUUAUUUUAAGGUUCUGUUUGUUGCCAAAGGUGCCACAACAGAUCAGGUUUCAGCUAGAAAAGCCAGGAAUACAAUACUGCUUCAUGCCGUUCAGCUCCUCCUUUGCAUGCUCUCCUAUUUCACUCCUUUCAUAAAUGCAAUUCUUCUACCUCUCUUCCCAAACAGUCGAACAAAUAUACUUUUUGUGUUUUUUUUGUUAUUGAAUAUUUUACCAAGACUACUAAGUCCACUCAUAUAUGGGAUUAGAGAUAAAAAAAUUUUCAAGCAUAUCAAAGUCUAUUUGAUAUGCAGACUGCAAUGUGCAUGA
Messenger RNA from Chanos chanos (milkfish), 903 nucleotides. RefSeq names its product odorant receptor 131-2-like. The coding region runs from base 1 to 903 and encodes 300 amino acids. The record is from RefSeq and is a predicted model, not a curated record. Gene Ontology annotation, molecular function: odorant binding; olfactory receptor activity; G protein-coupled receptor activity. Gene Ontology annotation, cellular component: membrane. Gene Ontology annotation, biological process: G protein-coupled receptor signaling pathway; detection of chemical stimulus involved in sensory perception of smell. The transcript has a single exon. NCBI's taxonomy places the organism in Eukaryota, Metazoa, Chordata, Actinopteri, Gonorynchiformes, Chanidae.